UUUCCGAAAUAUCUAUCAUUGAUAAAGUAAAGUUAAAAUAGGUAGCGUGUACGGAUAGAAAACGUGCGCCAAAGCUAUUUUCCAUAAACAUGCAAGGAAUUGACGGAUGUAAACUAUCCUCGAGACAUGGCCCCAGAUUCUCACACAUCAACUCGUCCGGUUGCGGAAACUGUUUUGCUAAUAUCCAUUGUUGGACGUUUUGAGUACGCAGGAACCCUAACCCCGCGGUUGCUCAGUGCAGAUUUAAUUGAAGUCCAGGAUCUCGAAUCUCCCACUGAAAAUGAAUCAGGAGAAUGAAACGUCUCACAAAUUUUCUGCACAUGAGAAGAGGAGUGGAAGUCCUAUAAUUGCUGCUAUAGAAAAUCGAGAUGCCAAGAGGCGGUCGAUUGGACUGGCAGAGGAUUCUUCAACCAUGCUUGCUGAAUCUUCUGAGUUUACAAAGCUUGAUCCUCCUCCUACUUGUGCCUUGGACCCGAGCAAAAGUCCGGCUCCUAGAAUUCCCCAAACAAAACAACAACUGAAAGACAUGGGUUCAAUACUUGCAUGUGUGGAUGUUGAUGAUCACGGGUUGGAGAGCUUUAUUUAUUACAUUACUAGUGUGAAUGAUACAAAAGCUGCAGAGGAUGUGCUGAUAGCUUCAGGAUAUGAAAAGGGCUCUAAAGAGUAUAUGGUGCGAUAUAAUUCGUUGAUGCUGCAUCAACGGUCUUAUGGACUUACUGUGAAAAGAAAGAACCUUGAUAUUAGCGGGGGCGUGCGUGUGGAAGCUGUAUUGAAUAAAGAUGGCAGAUAUGUACUUGGUAAGGUGCAAAAGCACCGGAUGGGUUGAUGGUAGAGUAUCCCUUGUUCCCUUUUAAUUGGUAUCCUGCUGUGAAGGAUACAUAUUAUGUAUUGGGAAUUGGGCAGUGUAUUGCUGUAUUUGUAGGAGUAUUACUUAUUCUGAUUAUUCCAUUUUCGAGCAAGUUGAUGUGCAUGUUUUGGUUAGUUACUCCCUAUAUUACUCCGUAGGAGAGAAAAGACACUCUUCCGACGUAGGGGUCUUAUGUGGGAAUUGGACUCUCUAGUCUGUCUGUAUGAUACAAGAACAUUGACCUAUUUUAAUACUUAGAAGUAACACUAAGGGCAUG
Messenger RNA from Cuscuta epithymum, 1124 nucleotides. NCBI's taxonomy places the organism in Eukaryota, Viridiplantae, Streptophyta, Magnoliopsida, Solanales, Convolvulaceae. The record is from the annotation of a GenBank genome assembly.